Penaeus vannamei (Pacific white shrimp) is the source of this 758-nucleotide messenger RNA. Its product is annotated as neurotrophin 1-like. Gene Ontology annotation, biological process: central nervous system formation; innate immune response. Gene Ontology annotation, cellular component: extracellular region. Gene Ontology annotation, molecular function: Toll binding; growth factor activity. NCBI's taxonomy places the organism in Eukaryota, Metazoa, Arthropoda, Malacostraca, Decapoda, Penaeidae. The record is from RefSeq and is a predicted model, not a curated record.
GGAACGCGCCGAGAGCUGAGAGUGCAAGCAUGGCUUUACGAUACUUGGUUUCGCUUUGUUUGGCGGGCGCCGUCCUGGCCGACCAGAGCUCACACGUAAGCAUCAGUCUCGGCGGCGCUCCUGCUGUCAGCCAUCACAGCUCCUCUCACCAUGCGCGCCCUUCGUACCACCACCAACCUGCCUACCACCACACCCUCUUUCACCCCAACCUUUCUACCACCCUGCUCCCGCUUAUCAUCCACAGCCUUCCUAUGAACACGAGCCUGCUGUGCCAGCAUGUGCUGCCAACACAACCAAACCAUGGUGCCUCGAGGACGCUCACUAUCCCACCUACGAGAUCAAACACGCAGCCGAGCACCACUACGAGAAGCUCCUCUCCCUCUAUGCUGACGUGGCCCAACUCAACACCGAGUUGUCUGUGGAGCGACCAAACACCCUGGGAAAACUUACUGUGCCCAUCAGAGACCGCUUACGUCAGGCCCCUUCGUGCACAGAACACCGAAGACAAAUGGCGUGUCAUUGUAAAUAACAUCGAUGCCCAUUAUCAGACUCUCACUCAGACCGUACGCAUCGAAGAGUGUCUCACUUCCGCCGAUGCAUGUCCUCUGGUGCCUGACUGCUACGAGUCCAAGUGUCUGCAGAAGUCCAUCUACACACGGUUCCUUGUCUACGACCCCUAUGAUCAUACUAUUCCCCUUCGCCAUCGAGACCUUCAAGCUUCCAGCUGGUGCCUGUCUCUUGGGCGCCUAACCAUCUGA